GGCCGGGCAGGAGCGAGGGGCGGUCUGCAGCCCGCCGCCCGGCCCAGGGCUCCGUGAUGUCAUGGCGGGUGCUGAGGAGGGGCGGGGGCCGGGCUGUUUUUCUGGAGAGGGAGAGCCGGAGGGAGCGAGACAAAGCGGGGCCGGCCGGGCCGGCUGCAGCAGGCGCCAUGCAGCCGCGGCCCCACGUCCUGCUGUGGAAACUCCUGCUUCUGCAGAGUGCCACUGUGCUGCUCUCCUCAGGGCCACCUGGGUCGGUGCCCGCAGGCAGCUCCGUGGUGUCGGAGUCCGCAGUGAGCUGGCCGGCGGGGGCCCCGGCCGUGCUGCGCUGCCAGAGCCCGCGCAUGGUCUGGACGCAAGACCGGCUGCACGACCGCCAGCGCGUGGUCCACUGGGACCUCAGCGGCGGCCCGGGCGGGCGCCCCGCGCACCGGCUGGUGGACAUGUACUCGGCGGGGGAGCAGCGUGUGUACGAGUCGAGGGACCGCGGCCGCCUCCUGCUGCCGCCCUCCGCCUUCCAGGACGGCAACUUCUCGCUGCUCAUCCGCGCGGUGGAGGAGACGGACGAGGGGCUCUACACCUGCAACCUGCACCACCACUACUGCCACCUCUACGAGAGCCUGGCCGUCCGCCUGCAGGUCGCCGGCGACCCCCGGGAAGCCGGUGCGCACUGGGACGGUGAGAAGGAGGUGCUGGUGGUGGAGCGCGGCGCGCCCGCGCUUCUGACGUGCGUGAACCGCGCGCACGUGUGGACCGACCGGCACCUGGAGGAGGCGCAGCAGGUGGUGCACUGGGACCGGCAGCCGCCCGGGGUCCCACACGACCGCGCCGACCGACUGCUCGACCUGUACGCGUCCGGCGAGCGCCGCGCCUACGGGCCGCCCUUCCUGCGCGACCGCGUGGCGGUGGAGGAAGACGCCUUCGCGCGCGGCGACUUCUCGCUGCGCAUCGCCCCGCUGGAGCCGGCCGACGAGGGCACCUACUCCUGCCACCUGCACCACCACUACUGCGGCCUGCACGAGCGCCGCGUCUUCCACCUGAAAGUGACCGAGCCCGCCCCGGACCCCGCCCCCGCCCCCGCCCCCGCCGAGCCGCCCCCGCGGGACUCGCCGGGCAACGGCUCCAGCCCCGGCAGCGUCCCCGCGCCAGAUCCCACGCUGGGACGCGGCCGCAGCGUCAUCAACGUCAUCGUCCCCGAGAGCCGGGCCCACUUCUUCCAGCAGCUGGGCUACGUGCUGGCCACGCUGCUGCUCUUCAUCCUGCUGCUCAUCACCGUCGUCCUGGCCACGCGGCACCGCCGCAGCGGAGGUUAUGAGUACUCGCCCAGGAAGCCGCGGAAGUCCAAGAGGAAAGACGGGAACACGGCGGAGUUUGCUGUGGCCACCGGGGACCAGGCUUUCUACAGGACAGAGGACAUCCAACUAGAUUACAAAAACAACAUCCUGAAGGAGAGGGCGGAGCUGGCUCACUGCCCUCUGCCCGCCAAGCACAUCGACUUGGACAAAGAGUUCAGGAAGGAAUACUGCAAGUAAGGUGAUUGGGCUCCUGGCCGGCCAGCGGGGCUGCCGACUCCUGUCCGUCGAGCGCGUCCUCCUGACUGACCCUUGUCCAGCUCGCCUGGCCCCUCCCCCAGCGGCUGGUCCCGCUGUCCCAGAACUUGGCCUGAGCUGGUGCAGAGCAAGGCUGCCACCAGAGCCCUCUCCUGGGAGCUGCCGCCCUCCUGGCGAGCAGCAGUGGGCUCCGUGGGCCCUGCGGACGCUGCGGCCCACGCCCUCAGGGGCCUGCUGGGGGGGGCUCACUGCUGGCCCCGCCCCCUCGGCACCUGGUGCCCUCACUGAUGUUUGCUGAGGCCUCCUGGCAGCCCGGCCUCUGCAGGAGCAGGGCAGCAAGACGCCCUGCGGGGGCUCAGCAGGGACUUUCGGAACCGGGUCAGCCUCUGGGCGUCUCCAGGCCUUCCUGGGGGGAGCUGCCUGCUGGCUCCCAGUCUGCACCGUGGCCGCCCAGCCAGGCUUCCAUUGGCUGCACUUGGGGGCCCGAGGAUGGCACAUCCCAGCGGGGGGCUGGCGCCCCUCUGUGCUGCCUCAGCGGGCUGCCCUGGGCCCUUUCUCUGUCUCCCAGCCCGCUCCGGCCUCCCUCCGAGUGAGCUGCCUUGACAGUCUCUGGGCUCCUGGAGACUUUUGGUUCCUCCCUGGGCUGCAGUCUUGGGCCGGGGACGUCGUCCGGCUUCUGUCCUGUCCCAGGGCAGGGGAGGGUGAAGGCGGUGCUGGAGCAGCCUGUGUGGCCGCUCCCGACACCCACACUCCCUCCUCUUGGGAAGUUGCCACCAUCACAAUAAAGACCCUGUCGGAUCUUCAGACU
Molecule: messenger RNA, 2355 nt
Organism: Phyllostomus discolor (pale spear-nosed bat)
Lineage: Eukaryota; Metazoa; Chordata; Mammalia; Chiroptera; Phyllostomidae
Gene: MXRA8
Product: matrix remodeling associated 8
Exons: 10
Coding region: 57-1529 (490 amino acids)
Biological process (GO): cell adhesion; establishment of glial blood-brain barrier
Cellular component (GO): cell surface; membrane
Source: RefSeq, a predicted model, not a curated record